Molecule: messenger RNA, 2387 nt
Organism: Mycena citricolor
Lineage: Eukaryota; Fungi; Basidiomycota; Agaricomycetes; Agaricales; Mycenaceae
Source: the annotation of a GenBank genome assembly
CUUGAGCCUGAGCUGGAAGCGUCCAGAGAUGCAUGCAGUCGUUGAACGUCUCAGUGUCUGACCAGUUUACAAAAUAAGGUACUUUCCCUGUUGUGAACCACGGCUCAUGUUGGCGAGACUUCCCAACAGGGAAGCAGUUGAUUCCAUCACCCACUGCUCCAUGACUUGAACUGCGACCACAACAGCCAUGCCGAUUGUCCAAUUCGCCCCUUUCGCCUCUCUCGUCCAGCCCGCGUUCUGGCACGAACUAACAUCUCUCAAGAUCGACGUGCUUCGUCUAUCGGAUGAAGCGCUCCCCAUCACCGGCUCGUACUCUGUUGGCAGGUCCGUCACGGAUCGCGAAACAGGGAACGAGAUCGCGCUGGGUUGCAAUCUGAGUGUAGGGGCCGAAUCCUUCCACAAGAACUCGCAACCAGCAUCCGGCGCGUAUCUGGUCAAAGGACACUUCAAGAAUUUCAACACGAUCGAAGAUUUCAAGUCUGCGGACAAAACGGCGUUGUUCAAUCAGGAGGCGGAGAAGAUGUGGGAGAAGAUCCUCACAAGUCGCGACACAUCCGAGCUCAAUAACUUCCUUCUGAUUACUUAUGCGGAUCUGAAAAAGUACAAGUAUUACUACUGGUUCGCGUUUCCCGCGUUUGUCGCGAAACCAGCCUGGGAGAUAGAAGAAACUGGGUGGAAACCGGCGAGCGAAGCGUUGGCGCAGGAUUCACUGUCAUCGAUUCAUACGCAACUCCGAGUGUCUCCUCUCUCCUUCUUUCUUGUUCGUUCAGGCGUCGAGAUCGCCCCCGUUGAAUCUUACGCGUCCUUUUUUGCCAAUGUUCCCCCCGAGGAACAGAUAAUUGGUUUCAUCGAUCCAUCUGCGAACCCCAACAAUCCGGGAUGGCCGCUCCGAAAUCUUCUUGCAUACUUGCGGGCAUUGUACCCUGCUGCAACAAACAUAGUGAAGGUCCUGUGUUGGCGCGAUGCGGAAGUCCCGACUGCUUCUGCCUCCUGGAAAUCCCGCAUCGGCGUUGUACAUGCUGAAACUGGGACUAGCGAGACCGCUCGGCCCAGCGUAGUCGGUUGGGAGAAGAAUCCUCAGGGAAAGCUUGCUCCUCGCAUGGCUGAUCUGGCGCCUAUGAUGGAUCCUGUGCGCCUGGCUGACCAAGCUGUAGACCUGAACCUGAAGCUCAUGCGAUGGCGCAUUCUUCCGAGUCUAGAUUUGGAGAAGAUCUCGUCGACCAAGUGUCUGCUGCUGGGUGCCGGAACACUGGGAUGUUAUGUUGCCAGGACGUUGAUGGGCUGGGGAGUACGAAACAUCACACUGGUUGACUCUGGGAAGGUGUCCUUCUCAAAUCCGGUCAGGCAACCGUUAUUCGAAUUCGAAGAUUGUGUGAAUGGAGGAAAGCCUAAAGCAGAGUGUGCUGCUGAUCGCCUGAGGAAGAUUUUCCCUGGCAUUAAUGCCGCCGGUCACACACUCUCCAUACCCAUGCCUGGUCAUCCAGUUCCUCCCGUCUCUGUUGCGCAAGCCAAGGAAGAUGUACGUAGACUGGAGGAACUAAUUGAUUUACACGAUGCAGUCUUCUUGCUGAUGGAUUCUCGAGAGAGUCGGUGGCUUCCGACUGUGAUAUCCUCUGCCAAGGGAAAGAUCGUUCUCAAUGCCGCACUUGGUUUCGAUUCGUUCCUUGUUAUGCGUCACGGUGUGCGACACUCGUCGUUACGUCCUGGUGCCACCCAGCUUGGAUGCUAUUACUGUAACGAUAUCGUUGCUCCGGCCGAUUCAUUGACAGACCGGACUCUGGACGAAAUGUGCACAGUCACUCGGCCAGGGCUUGCCCCGAUUGCUGCCUCGACUGCUGUCGAGCUGUUGGCAUCUGUUCUACAGCAUCCAGAUGCGAACCACGCCGGAGCCCCCCCUCCCAACUCAGAUCCCUCUGCGCUUAUUGGUGGGGGCGUUUUGGGGCUUGUUCCUCAUCAACUUCGUGGUUUCUUAGCGCAGUUUCGCAACUUGCACAUCGUUGGAGCAGCAUAUGACAAGUGCACUGGAUGCAGCGAAACAGUUCUGAAAGCGUAUGAGUCUCAGGGUUUCGAUAUGAUCCUAAAUGCUUUGAACGAUGACAAAUAUCUGCAAAAGCUUACAGGCUUGGAUCAGCUGUAUGCUGAGGGAGAAAAGGCCUUAGAAGAUGUAGAUUGGGAUGUCGAUGACGGAGGAGAUGAUGAUUUUUGAGGUUCGGUCGUUGCGAUAGAGGUAUAAAAUUUCGAAUGUAAUGCUAGGAUGUAUGAUACGACUACCAACAACUACCGGUGCAGGGGUCACCCAUGGGAGCAUAGUUCGGGAGAGCCUGUUGAAACAGAAUAUUUAGAUACUAGAAAGUGGCUGCCGUAUCUGGGUAAUUUAAAAAGAGUAC